Geodia barretti is the source of this 370-nucleotide messenger RNA. NCBI's taxonomy places the organism in Eukaryota, Metazoa, Porifera, Demospongiae, Tetractinellida, Geodiidae. The record is from the annotation of a GenBank genome assembly.
GAAAGUCCUAGAAAAUCUUUCCAAUUCCCUUCUUAUGUCAUUUUGUGCAUAUAACCGGGGCUCAUUUUCUUCUUAGUGACAUAAGAAGGGGAAUUGUCAUCUAGGAGAAGUGGUCCUUAGGCCUGGGCUCAACUCCUUACAAAAGCUAAUUUUCUCUAUUGUACAUCAUAAGUUAGUAAAAUUACAGGUAAAGAUGGGAAAGUCCUUGUUUAUGUACCUUAGUUUCUGUAACAGAACAAUUUGGAGUUGCAUCCUACAAUGCCAACUGAAUAGUUACUUCUAUGUUUCCAUCCAUGUAUGUAAUAACAGAACUGUGCUAAUGUUUCUCUGCAGUCAUUCGUGUUUUUUGCUACGCACUACCAGGAGUUGA